GCUGACUACGAGUCACCAACCAGCCUUGAAAGACAAUAGGGAAGCUGUAUUCUCCUUAGCAGUACUGGUCCAGCUAUCUUCACAUUCUGCCACAUAAGCAGCCACCAAUUCACUUGGAGACAGUUCCAUAGUUGCCAAGAGAUCACUGUCACCGUGAUAAUGGCCAGAAAGCAUGCCAAGCGGCAGCUUGGAGGUUUGGCUGCAGGCACCAUAGCAUGGUUCCUUUGUAUUGUCUCUAUGAGCCUCCCUCAAUGGCGAGUGUGGCUCUUUCAAGAUCCUAUGGAUUCUAAACCCGGCAUGACCUUAGUAGGUAUGUGGAAAACCUGCGUUUACCACCAGGAAAGCAAUUCCACAUUUAACAGAAUGUGUUACAAAUACACCUACCAGGACGACUUCAUCCCUCUGGAUAUUCGAGUUGCCCAACAUCUGCUACUCAUUGCAAGCCUUCUUGGCAUUAUUGCCACAAUCUCUGUUACCAUUGCUCUUUGGAAAUUGUACUCAGGGAGACUUCGGAAGAAAGCCACCUUCAACCCAUUCCGCCUUCCAGGGAUUCUGAACACCAUUGCUAGCAGCUUUGUCUUCCUUUCCAUCUUGUACAAUUAUUUAUCAAUCAUUCGCAAGGCUGGGAUUGACUUCCCCCCAUCUUUCGACACACCCUCCUUCCCAGAUGAUCAAAAAGUUGGCACUGCACUGGCAAUGGCAACUCUAUCCUGUUUCUUAUUUCUAAUAGGUGGCAUAAUUCCCCUUUCUUUCACUCUUCCUCCACGUUACUGAAUGUGCUAUAAUAUUUAAAAGUAAAU
Messenger RNA from Mastomys coucha (southern multimammate mouse), 800 nucleotides. Its product is annotated as claudin-34-like. Gene Ontology annotation, cellular component: plasma membrane; bicellular tight junction. Lineage: Eukaryota; Metazoa; Chordata; Mammalia; Rodentia; Muridae. The record is from RefSeq and is a predicted model, not a curated record. Gene Ontology annotation, molecular function: structural molecule activity. The transcript is spliced from 2 exons. Gene Ontology annotation, biological process: cell adhesion; bicellular tight junction assembly. The coding region runs from base 160 to 774 and encodes 204 amino acids.